Hirsutella rhossiliensis is the source of this 2223-nucleotide messenger RNA. Its product is annotated as putative dihydroflavonal-4-reductase protein. The transcript has 4 exons. The record is from RefSeq and is a predicted model, not a curated record. NCBI's taxonomy places the organism in Eukaryota, Fungi, Ascomycota, Sordariomycetes, Hypocreales, Ophiocordycipitaceae. Gene Ontology annotation, molecular function: actin binding. The coding region runs from base 1 to 2223 and encodes 740 amino acids. Gene Ontology annotation, biological process: actin cytoskeleton organization.
AUGUCGGCGAGUCAGCCGCACGCCAACCACCAAUUCAUGGGAAGCGCCCCCCAGCCCCCGAGAUCCCCGUACCAAGCCGCCGGGUCGUCUGGAUAUCGAGGCAACACUGCCCCGGUGCAGCCCUAUGCCUUCACCAGUACCCCAAACCUCAAUCAGACCAUGUCCUGGCAGCAGUAUGGUGCCUACAGGACGGCCUCGUCCCCCGCCACCGCAGGGGCUCAGCCCUACGACCUCAACGCCAACUACCGGGCACCGCUCCCGAGUGGUCCUCCCGCUACAAACGUGGGAUACUCGCACUCGUUUGGAGUUGGUAACGGCGGGUCGCGUGACGACUCGGCGCUCUCGACGAACCGGAACAUUACCCCGACGUCUCGGUCACAGUCGUUUUUGGCUGUCAACUCACAACCUUCCUUCAGCUCGGGCGCUCCCAGCAGAAACGCCCCUGAUCGUUACCGGCGGUCGAGCGGUGGAAACCUUCAUUCUCGCUCGCAGAGCUCGACCCUACCAUCGAGCAUCUCAAUGGUGAACAGCCAGCAGUUGUACGCCGCACAGGGCAAUCCGAGGUACUCUGCGCCAAACUUUCCGGGUAGCCGAGGCCUGGCCGCCGUCUCAUCUUUCGACGACAUGCAUCUUCACAACCGAUCACUUCAAGAAGAUGGUAGGAGAAUGCGUCGUCGCAGCAUGCACACGAUCGACUUGCCCAAUACCUCCAAGGCUAGCUUGAGCCCCGCCGAUGCAAUACGCCCUGAAAAGGACUCGAAGUCACCGCGCUUGUCUCCCCACGCGACGACCCAUUCUCGCAGUGGCAGCUCGGAGAGCACUUCUUCGACUCGAAGCAGCAAUUCGCGUCAGUCUUCAAUUACCAACCGCAAUAUUCCCGUCUCCACCGGGAACCCCUCAUCACCUGCCUCUGACGAUACAUCCUCCAAGGCGGACCAGGCCAAGCUGCUAAACAUUCCUCCACGCGGCUCGUCUUCCGAGGCGACCAAGCGCACGCUCAGUCCCUCUCCCCUGUCGAAACCGGCGACGAUGGCCAAUGACGCUUCAGACGAGUCGUCUCCGACGUCUGCUGGAUCUGCGGGCGCCAAACUCAACUCCCCAGCGGCAAAGCAGCUGGCUGCGAUCAACCAGAAGGGAAGUAGGGCUAAGAGCAAGACGUCUCGUCUGCGGAGGGCUUUCUCGUUUGGCAGCGCGGCAGACUUCCGUAAGGCUGCGGGCGGUGAAGAAGAUGGCGUCGAAAAGAUGGAACCAUCAAAGCUCCACAAAGAGCCUACGCCCGAUGAAGCCUACGAUGCCGAGCAGGCUCGCAUCGCCGAGGCGCAGGAGGCGGCGGGCAUAGGCAGCAGCAUCUACGGCGGACGCUUUUUCGGCUCGACUGACAACCUGUCCAUUUCCUCCACGGCAUCGUCGGCGUCGGUCAUGAUUCGCAAGAUGGGGCGCGGGAUGAAGAAAAGCACCCGCUCGCUCGUCGGUCUGUUUCGGCCCAAAUCGAUGCCUGGGUUUCCCACCCCAGAUGGACUGCCACAGGAUGCCAGCCAGCCAGCCGUGUCCAUGAUAACUGUCGAGGCCGAGACUCAACGGGUCAACGUGACUGCUGACCCUGCUCUGACGAACGGCGGCACCGGGUUCCCCCACCUUGAGCGGAAUUCUCUGGACGCUGCGCAGGUGUCAGACAUGGCGUCAGAGCGCCUCGACAGUUCGGGUACGGACCAAUCGGCCCCACGCAAAAGCAUCGUCGGCGGCGACAAGGAACGUGCAGAAGUGCUGGCUGCUGUCCGAAAGGGAAUACUGAAGCGUUCUUCGAGCCCGUCUAUUCGCGCAGCCGAUGCAUCUCCGGACCUGGUGCUGCCCAACAUGCCAGCCAUCUCGGAUUCGCCGAGCUCGAGUGCGCCCAGCACACCAAACGACGAGUUGCAGGGCCACAAGAGGACUGACUCGAUUGCUAUUGGCAACGAGGACUACUUCAUGUCUGCGCUGCGGCUGCGGCAAGACACCAAGAGCCCGCCCGGAACGCCUCAGGGAACGAAACGAAGCGCCACCUUCUCGCCCCGCAUUAUCUUCUACGACACUUGGCCGAGUCAAGAGUAUGACCGACGGGGUGACGUUGCGACGUGCAAUCGUCUCACGCCGAUGCUGGCCCAGCAAAUCAAGGAAGAGCUCAACACGUUCAAGAUGGAGAUGGAAGUCCACGAAAACUCCAAGAUUUACACGCACUUCUUCUGA